Molecule: messenger RNA, 524 nt
Organism: Paramuricea clavata
Lineage: Eukaryota; Metazoa; Cnidaria; Anthozoa; Malacalcyonacea; Plexauridae
Source: the annotation of a GenBank genome assembly
AUGGUGCAUUUUGCUGGUGAGAAUGGAAUCGAUAAUGGAGCGAUUGCAAAGGAAUUCUUCACGUCUGUAGUAAGUGAAAUUGGAAAAAAUAUUUUCCCGAACGGUAGCCCCACAAAAUCGUUGCUUUAUGUGCACAAUGGCACUUUCCAUGCAUGUGGACAAAUCGUUGCAACAAGUAUUGCUCAAGGAGGACCCCCUCCCUGUUUCCUUGAAGAUUCUGUUUAUGACAUGCUUGUUGGCAGUAAUGUUAACAUGAAUGCUCUGAUUCCCGAAAAGCAUUUAACUUGUCACGAACAGGCACUACUUGAAGGGAUAAAAAAUGAUCCAACAUCCUUGCAGGACGUAAUCUUGGAACAUGAAUAUGCGGGAAACAUUGACAAAGAUCAUGUCGAUGAUAUCAUUGGUACCGUGAUGAUCAGCCCUGUAAGUAAAAGAUUAAUUUACCUUAACGAGUUUAGAAGAGGACUGGAUCUUUAUGGUUUACCAGCCUUGAUACAAGCCAACAGUGAUUUGUGCAAGCAUCU